AUGAAUGUCUCUACCUGCUUACCACCUGCCCCAAAUUGGAAUUCUACAAAGGCUGCAGCAAUCUCUUUAGAAGAAAACUUGUUUGCUUAUACCUCUUCAAACGACGUUAUAUUAUUAAGCGCUGGAACACUUCAAUAUGUAGGUAGAUUUCGCGGGCAUACAGACAAGGUUAACGCCGUGGACUUUUGUGAUAACCUUUGUGCUAGUGGAGGUGCCGAUAACACAAUAAGAUGUUGGGAUGUGCUGACCCAAAAGCAAACAGCUAUUUUGAAGCAUCAUAAGAGUGAAAUUUAUGCAUUGGCGUGGAUAAAAGACAAAAAAUUUGUAGUAUCAGGAGACAAAUCUGGUGAUAUUUCUAUAUGGAAUCCAUCAAAAAACAAGUCCAACAAACUUUACCUCAUUCAGUCUCCAAUAUAUGAUAUUUCAUCAUCACCUACAGUUGAGAAUUCACUAGCGAUUGGGAUAACGCGUCGAUUAAAUGGUCACAAUUUUGAAAUUCAAAGUCUAUCAUGGGAAUUUCCAACUGGGGAUUAUGACACUGCAAAGUAUACUUUACUCGCAUCCGGCUCUCGGGACAAAACAAUACGCAUUUGGAAUGUCGAAGAAGAAAGUUCGAUAAAGACAAUUAAUUUACCCCAGCCAAUGCAUCAUCUCACCGAUCAACAAAAAUCCAGAGUGUGGGUGGCCUCAACAUGGAUUCCAGAUCGUAAUAGUGUGAUUACAAGCUCAUAUAUGGGUGAUUUACUUUUAUGGGAUUUAAAUGUUUCAACUACGAAAUACCAAAAGUUUUUGAGUGGCCAUUCUCGAAGCGUUUUUUCGAUUGUGAUGUAUGCAUGUGGUACGAAAGCUAUAACAAUCUCUAUGGACCGAAAGAUUAUUCUCUGGGAUCUCAUCCAAAAGAAGCCAAUUUUUACUGUGUCCUGCAUUCACAAUUAUGUUAGUGACAUUGAUGUUUCUGUAGUGGAUCCACAUAGGCUUGCCAUUGCAAGUGGUGAUAAUAAUAUUCGUGUAUGGAAUAUCGCGAAUAAGCUUGAUCCAUUUAGCUGCACUUUGUAUUGGAAAGGCUUGAAAAAUAAACUUACAUGUAUAAAAUCCCAUCCAAACCGUGAAGGAUUCCUUGCAUUUGGAACUGAUCUGGGUAAUAUUGGCUGGUAUGAAGUAUAUAACGACAAAUCCAAAACCUUCAAUUCUUAUCAUAAAAGCAAGGUCUACUCUAUCCAUUGGUGUAAACCUGAAUGGUUAGGCCAAGGUUUAGCAGAUGAGAAUUCAGACUACAGCUUAAUUAUAAGUUGUGGUGGGGAUGGACAGAUACUUUUAAGUGAUACUACGAAACCAAAGCAAUCUAAGAUCAUCAACGACAUGAUAAAAGAAGCAAAUCCCGAAUGGACUUCAGUUAUGAAGGAUAAAUCUGGUUAUCUACCAAAACGUAGUGAAAUAGCGGUUCAUCCAGCGGGCAAAUUUCUUGCUAUUGGUAAUGUCGAUGGCAGUAUCGAAGUUUAUAAUCUACCGUCAUUUAAAAUUGUCUACCACAAUAUCGGCCAUCGAUCCAUAAUCAAUAAACUUGAAUGGCGCCAUUUAGAUGAAAUAGGAAAUUCAUUUUCUCUUGCUUCUGGUGCAGACGACAAUUUAGUCAUGAUUCAUGAUUUUUCCGAUUUAAAUAAAUUGAUUUCCACAACUACUGUACCAACUUCUUCAUGUAAACAAGUACUUGAUAUGCAUAAGAAAGGAGUGACUGACUUAUCUUGGAGUCCUUCUGAUGCUAAUAAAUUAGUCUCCUCAUCGUUUGAUGGCACAGCUAUUGUAUGGGAUAUACAACGUGGCAUUCCAAUUUCAAUGUUUCGUGGCCAUCAUGGCCGGUUAUUAUGUACAAUUUGGAGCUUGGAAGAUGAAGAUACAAUUUUUACGGGCGGAGAUGAUGCUUCAUGCUUUUGCUGGAAAAUAUCUGAAAAUCCAUAUGAACUCUCUAAAGAAGAACUAGAUUUCAGUUCGGAAAUUAAAAGCAACAUUAUGCCUGAUGCUGUUGCGAAAGAUAAUAUGUCCCAGCCAUCAGAAGAAGCUAUUUUAACGACACUUGAUAAGAUAGAACAUACAACAACAGACAUACCGGAGCCAAUUCAGAAAGUUGAAGUUCGUGCAUCCAAAAAAAAAAAGUUCAAGAACCUUUUGCCUUUAGCAACAUCUCCAUCACGAAGAAAGAAUCUUCAAUAUAGUACUUUUGACAUCGCAAGAAAAUUAUAUGGUGGUGAUAUAUCGAAAGCAAUGGAAUUUUGGGUUGAUAAUGAUCAUAAAGGUCAAAUAUUGACCGACGAACACGAUAAUACCGAUAUUCAGGUUCCUCCAUCUGUAGAGCUAUUUUUUGGGGAAGGAAAUAAAUCACGAAAGAUAAUUGAGCAAGAAAGAAUUACUAUGGGUUUAGGGGGAUUGGAAGCCAGUCCUACUUUUCCAUUGCAAAUGUGGUCUAAUAAUUUUGCUGAAUUGAUUAAAGGUUAUGAAAAUAAUGACGAAUUUGCCAAUAAAGAUUGGAUACUUCUUGCCCUUAGUCCAUUUGCUGGCCGAGACGUAUGGCAAUCCUUGAUACGUCUUCAGGCUGAGAAACUUGCAGCUAAAAACGAUCGCCACGGUGCGGUAUUAUGUUGGUUGGCGUGUGGAGAAGUCUAUGAAGCUAUCGAUGUUUAUCGCAAAGCUGAAAUGUACCGUGAGGCGAUUGCUUUAGCAAAACUUCGCCUGAUUGAUGAGGAUCCAAUUUUUUCGGAUCUAUAUUGUUUAUGGGCCAAUCAAUUAGAAAAAGAAGAGGCAUACGAACAGGCUGCAAUGUGCCAUUUAGCGGCGAAAAAAGAGAAUUCGAUCCAUCACGCAUUAAACGUUUUAUCGCGUCGUGGUGAUCCUUCAGCACUACGCACUGCAGCCAGUUUAGCAUUGAUGCUUGGUGAUUCAUCCGCAGACGAAAGAAUAUCGAGAUAUAUUGAAGAUCAGGAAAUAAGAAGCUCUAAAAAAAGUAAUCACGUGGAAUCAGAUAAUGUGAAACCAUUUGAAGA
Molecule: messenger RNA, 3035 nt
Organism: Racocetra persica
Lineage: Eukaryota; Fungi; Glomeromycota; Glomeromycetes; Diversisporales; Gigasporaceae
Source: the annotation of a GenBank genome assembly